GAGGACUUUAUUCACGUUGAACGCACCGGUGAGAAAUUUUCUAAGAAAUACAGAUUGCAUUUCAAGUGUUUUUCGGUGAAAGUGUCCGAGCUGGAGAGGUUGCCCUUUUCUGAUGUGCCUCUAGUUAUAACACAGAUUUUAGAGAAUAUACUAGACACUCUGUUGGAGGGUGUCGGACCGAGCGAAAUGGUCAGGAUGCGAAUGGAUUCGAAGUGUUUGAAUCGACCGAUUUGGACACCGCCCAUUCAACGUUCGCAGCUGACUGUCGCCAGGUGGAUGGCGGAGGUCGCACGUGUAUUAAACUCCUACGAAGAGUUUGUUAUUGACGAAUCCUUUGAAAUCUCUCUCCAGUAUACAGAUAUCCCUAAAGGAACGUGUAAUCGUGAAGUUCCCGCCUUACUACGGAGACGUUUGCAAAAAAUGAGAUCGGUUGUGGUGAUCAAGAAUUCUGAUCAGAUUUGCCUUGCGCGCGCUUUGGUUAUUGGAAAGGCUCAUGCGGAUAAAAACUUGAAUCUGUAUCGGAAGUUGCUGCGAGGAAAGAAACUGCAAACAAAAGAAGCUCAAUGUCUUGUUCACCGAGCGGGGUUUAUUGAACAAGAAUUUAAUCUUCGGCAUCUGCAUAAAUUCCAAGAAAUCUUACAUCAGUAUCAGAUUAUUGUCGUCAGUGUGGACCAUGCGAAUUUGAUUGUCUUCAAAGGACCCGCACAAAAGAAAAGAAUUAUUCUGCUGCAUCACGACCGGCAUUUUGACCUGCUGAACUCACUACCAGCAUUUUUUCAGAAAAGAUACUGGUGCUACUCCUGCGACAAAGGAUAUUCUAAUCGAGAAAAUCAUCGUUGUUCUUUCAUUUGCAAGGCUUGCCUUCGACCAUCAUGUCCAUCGGAAUCAAGCACACUGAUUCACUGCAACGACUGCAACCGAGACUUUUUUGGACAGGACUGCUACACACAGCAUAAGAAAGCAGCUACAAGGGAGAAACCCAAUCAGAAAAGCCUUUGCAGCACGGUGUAUGUUUGCAAGAAGUGCCUGCGGAUAGUCUCGCUGAAACGCAGAAAACCCGGAAACACUCACCAGUGUGGCGAAAUAUUUUGCAAAACCUGCCAGAUUCACGCUCUGCCGCAGUCACACCAGUGCUACAUGCAACCACACAAGGUUAAUGCUGAUGAACUGGAAAUGAAUGAGAAUGCAGAUUUUCUGUACUUUGAUUUCGAAACUUAUGUUCAGGAGGACGGAACUCUGAUACCAAAUCUAGCGGUGGUACAGGAUGACAACGGUAGCGAGUGGGUCUUCCCUGAAGAAGAUGCUCCUCUCAGUGGUGAUGUCACAAACGAGUUGUGCACCUUUUUGUUUAGUGAAAGACACCGGGACCAUUUCAUUAUAGCGCAUAAUUUUAAGUCUUUUGAUGGAUACUUUAUUCUCAAUUGGCUGCUGAAAAAUGGUGUCGUUCCGAAAGUUAUUCUAAACGGUGGGAAAAUACUACAGCUUGACGUGCCUCAGCUCAACAUCAGGUUCCGAGACAGCAUCAAUUAUAAUCCUCAAAGCUUAGCAAAGUGGCCAGCAACGUUUGGCUUACCAGAAAUUAGCAAAGGAACGUUCCCGCACCGGUUUAACCGAAAAGAAAACUGGGACCAAGUGGUUCCCUUCCCGACAAUGGAAGAGUACGGGUACCAAGGUAUGAAUAGCAAGGCAAAGGAGUCCUUCCAACGAUGGUACGAAAAAGAAAAACAGGAAAAGAAUAACUUAUUCGAUUUUCGCAAGGAAUUUGUUGAAUACUGCAAAAUGGACGUUACGGUUCUCCGCUUAUGCUGCCAACAAUUUCGAAAGCUUUUUCAAGAGAUAAGUCAAGGUCUGUGCCCGUUUGUGUCUUCCCUAACUAUUGCCGGUCUGUGCAAUCGAUACUGGCGAUCUUUCAUGUUGAAACCUGAACAAAUUGGAUUACUGCCACAUGGACUGAACGCUCGCAAUCGCCACCAAUCAGUUAAGGCAAAGAAAUGGUUAUCGUGGGUCGAAGAAGAUACGAACCGUUCUGUGCAGUCCGUAAUCAACAGUUCCGAGUACAGGGUGGGACCCUACUAUGUUGAUGGUUACAGUCAAGAUAUCAACAUGGUGUACGAAUUCUACGGCUGUCGGUUUCACGGUUGUCCAAAGUGUGUGGCGCCGACAACGAUGCACCCGUUCCGGAACCUCCCAAUGUCCGAUAUUUACAAAGAAACUAUGGACCGUGAAGAUUACAUACGAAGCCAAGGAUAUAGUGUCACCUGUAUCUGGGAGCACGACUUUGACGAGGAGCUAAAGUCUAAUCCUGAAAUGAGAGCAUUUGUUUCGCGAUUGCACUUUGGCGAGCGUUUGGACCCGCGCGAUGCUUUUUACGGAGGAAGAACUAACGCUGUUAAGCUCUUUCAUCAAGUAGCUGCAGACGAACAGAUUUGCUACUUCGACGUCAAUAGCGAGUAUCCAUUCGUCAACAAGAACAGGCGCUAUCCAGUUGGACAUCCCACCGUAAUUACAAAGAAUUUCCAGGAUAUACGUUCUUAUUUCGGUGUUGUUUCGUGUGAAGUUUUACCACCUGGAGAUCUUCAAUAUCCUGUUCUACCCUAUCGUUCUGGUGGUAAGCUGACCUUUCCUUUGUGCCGCACGUGUAUGGAAAAACAUACGAACAACAAGUGUCAGCAUGCUGACUGUGAACGUACUAUUACCGGCACCUGGUGCACGCCAGAAAUUCAAAAAGCUUUGGACAAUGGCUACAGUAUCGUGAGGAUUUUUGAAGUUUGGCACUUUGACAAGCACGAAGAUCGGCUGUUUGAAAACUACAUUAAUCAGUUCCUCAAACUAAAGACUGAAGCCAGCGGUUGGCCAGCAGAAGUUCGAACCGAGACAGAAAAGCGGAAAUACAUCCAGGACUUCAAGGACCAUGAAAACAUCGACUUGGAGUACGACAAAAUUAAUCCGAAUCCUGGUCUGAGAGCGUUAGCCAAGUUAUGUUUGAACAGUUUUUGGGGCCGUCUUGGAAUGCAGGACAAUAAAUUAAACACAAUGUAUAUCAGCGAACCGGAGAAGUUUUACGACAUGCUGCUGUCGGGGAAACACCACGUUCACUCCUGGGAUCUUUUUACUGACGAUAUUGUGCAAAUAACCUACACUACUGAAAAUGGUUUUGUUGAUCGAAAUCCCCAUACGAAUGUCAUUUUAGCGGCAUUUACAACGUGCUGGGCUCGAUUGCAUCUGCUCAAGUUUAUGGAAAUGGUAGAAGGCCGCCUACUGUACUUUGAUACAGAUUCCAUAUUCUUCGUGACUCGGGCUGGUCUUGCGGAUCCUCCAACGGGAAUUUUUCUUGGCGACCUCACCAACGAAUUAAAGCCUGGACAACACAUUGUACAGUUUGUCAGCUUGGGAGCCAAGACCUAUGCCUAUGUCACCAACGAUGGUGAGAGUGUGGUAAAAGUCAAAGGAUUUACUAUUAACGGUCGAACCAGCGAGCAAAUUAAUUUUAAAGUGAUGUUAGAUAUGCUGGCGAACCGUAGCAUUGUCGAUGUAAAUUAUCCUGAUAUUUUGCAACGUGACAAAUCUAAAAUGACGAUUCGUAAUACGAAUAUGGUCAAACGAUUUCAGGUGACCUAUGACAAAAGACGAAUACUAGAUGAUCAGUAUAAUACGGUUCCGUACGGAUACCAGCUUGCUUAGAGCAAUGAUUUAUUAAAUUCAUCGAUCAUUUCCUGAAUCUCGCGUACCGCUUCUGACAAAUGAGCAGACUGUUUCAAACCCAAAAAGUUACA
Paramacrobiotus metropolitanus is the source of this 3773-nucleotide messenger RNA. RefSeq lists its product as uncharacterized. The record is from RefSeq and is a predicted model, not a curated record. Gene Ontology annotation, molecular function: nucleotide binding; DNA binding; DNA-directed DNA polymerase activity. Gene Ontology annotation, biological process: DNA replication. Bases 187 to 3681 code for a protein of 1164 amino acids. NCBI's taxonomy places the organism in Eukaryota, Metazoa, Tardigrada, Eutardigrada, Parachela, Macrobiotidae. The transcript has 6 exons.